Cornus florida is the source of this 558-nucleotide messenger RNA. RefSeq names its product ankyrin repeat-containing protein ITN1-like. The record is from RefSeq and is a predicted model, not a curated record. The transcript has a single exon. Bases 1 to 558 code for a protein of 185 amino acids. NCBI's taxonomy places the organism in Eukaryota, Viridiplantae, Streptophyta, Magnoliopsida, Cornales, Cornaceae.
AUGAUAUUUUCAGAGACGCACAAGGAAUUGAUGAUAGAAGGAGAGAAAUGGUUAAAAGAUAAUGCUAAUUCAUGCACAAUUGUAACAGCCCUAGUUAUCACCAUAGUAUUUGCGGCUGUCAUUACGGUACCGGGUGGAUUUGAUAACAACAAUGGCUUUCUGAUUCUCUCCAAGGAUAAAGCAUUUACAAUCUUUAUUAUAUCAGAUGUGCUUGCUUUUCUUUCAUCUACAUCCUUUCUCUUAAUGUUCUUGUCAAUCAUCACUUCCCGUUUUUCAGUAAUUGAUUUUCUCCACGCCUUGCCCACAAAAUUUAUUAUUGGCCUCGUAAGCCUAGUCAUCUCUAUAAUAUUUAUGAUGGUAGCCUUUGGAGCGGCAUUCUAUCUUGUUUUUAGAGAGAAGACGACAUGGAUUUUUGCUUCUAUAAGUGCUCUUUCUGUUGUACCCGUCUCGUUGUUUGCAUACGCGCAAUUUCCUCUGCUUGUGGAGAUGAUCGGAUCGACCUAUGGUGUGGGCAUUUUGGACGGACUUAAUUUGAUUGUUUAUACUUCUUCUAGAUGA